AUGUCGAUCUUGGACGACAUUUUGGGAUCGAUGGAUCGGAUGGCGGAAGGGGAGGCCGAGGAUGAUAAGCGCAAGCAGAUGGCAGAAGAGCUUCGCCGGAGGCGGCAGCUUGCUGCCAAUCAAUCAUCAUCUUCGACUUCGUCUUCACGAUCCACAGCCACAAGGCGAACCACCACCGCCUCAUCUUCUUCUUCUUCGUCGAUCACGGCCAGCAGCUUUGCAUCUUCGAAUCCAUUCGACCUUCUGGAGAUUGAAGAUCAGGAAGAGAAGGAAGGCACUGGCGAGGAUGAAGGCGGCGAUGCCGCCGCGAGGAAGAAGCGAAAGCGAAACCGGAGCAAGGGCCAAGCUGGCGACCAGUCCCUCUCCGGCAACGUGGUCAUCGUCAAGCGCAAGCGCAAGGGCGGCAAGGAGGCCGCUGCCCUCGCCUCCACGCUCGCCCUCAUCCCUCCCCUCAAACUGGAGGAGGGCACAAUGCCGCCCAACGUGUUCAUCGUCUCGCAGAUCGAGGAGUGCAGGGAGAUGGUGGCGGAGCUGACCAAGCUUGAGGUGAUCGCGGUGGACUGCGAGGGUGUGAACCUGUCGCGCGAGGGCGAGCUCUGCCUGGUGCAGAUCGGCACUGAGAGCAAGGUGUACCUGGUGGACGUGCUCGAGCACGGGCGCGCGCUCUUCGAGGAGGGCGGCCUUCGCGCGCUGCUCGAGUCCACCAAGGUGCGCAAGGUCCUCCACGACUGCCGAGGCGACAGUGACGCGAUGUACCAUCAGUACGGUGUGGCGCUGCAGAACGUGUUUGAUACACAGAUCGCCUACGCCGUAAUCAAGCGACAGAUGGGCCAAGGGACGCCGCUGCCGGUGGGACUGAACACUGUUCUGCGCGCCUACGCGACGCCCAUCCUGGAGACCAAGGCGGCGCAGGAGCAGGAGAAGGAGCGGGCCGAGCGGAAGAAGCAACAGCAGGCCUCCGGCGACAAAUCGGCGGCCGACGCGCCGUUCGCGCUGGAUCUGGUGCGGCGCAUCGACGCCAUCAACUCGUUCAAGAAGGAGGAGCGGCUCAAGAUGGUGGAAGACCCCACCUACUGGAAGACCAGACCGCUCACCUCGAGCAUGGUGGGCUACGCGAGCGAGGAUGUGAUGUUCCUCUGCCUGGUGUACAAACAGAUGCACGGCUUCCUCAACGCGCACAACCGCAAGAUCGCCUUCGAGUACUCGGCCAAAUACGUCGCCCAAGUGCGCGACCUGGAGUCGCUGAGCGACCGACCGCAGUACGACGGGGUGCCCAAGUAUGGCUUCUCGUCGUGGGACAGCGAAACCUCCCGCUCGCUCUCCCUCUCCAAUGCACGCCGAGAACGCCGCGGCGGCCGCGGCGGACAGUUCCUGCUGGUCGAGGAUCGUGGGCGGCGCGGCGCUGCUUCCGCCGCCAAGCGAGCGGCCCACGAACCAGAGCAGGACGAGGAGGAGGAAGGCCAGGCCGAUGAUCGGGCCGAUGUUGAAGAUGUAGAGGUUGAGGCCCUCGAGCUGGAUGACGGCCCGCUGGCGCUGGAUGACUUCGGCCUCGAGCGGCGGGAUGCCUCGCGCGCUCGCAUCAGCAGCCCGUCCUCCGCCAUCAACAGGUAG
Molecule: messenger RNA, 1611 nt
Organism: Acanthamoeba castellanii str. Neff
Lineage: Eukaryota; Discosea; Longamoebia; Acanthamoebidae
Product: 3'5' exonuclease domain containing protein
Exons: 9
Coding region: 1-1611 (536 amino acids)
Biological process (GO): nucleobase-containing compound metabolic process
Molecular function (GO): nucleic acid binding; 3'-5' exonuclease activity
Source: RefSeq, a predicted model, not a curated record